Molecule: messenger RNA, 1263 nt
Organism: Coregonus sp. 'balchen'
Lineage: Eukaryota; Metazoa; Chordata; Actinopteri; Salmoniformes; Salmonidae
Source: the annotation of a GenBank genome assembly
AUGAUGCCGAGUGGCUCCACCUUACUAGAAUACUGGAACUGUGCCCUGUUCUCCUUCCUCACUGUAACAGAGGUGGUCACAAGCACAGCACACGGAGCUUUCAAUGUACUGGAGGGAUGGCUUCAGACCUUAGGAGGGGUGUUUGAGAGUUUCAAAAUGGUGGGCCACCUCUCUUCUCAUGUUGCAUGGCGCACCAAGGAGCUGCUACACCGCGGACUACUGUCUGGACAUACUGUGCUUAAACAGACUUGUGACGGUUUUAGCAUCGCGUUCAGCCUCGUUCUCUACUUUGUCAACACUAUCGUCAACAUUCUCCUCAUUGGUACCCAGAACUGCUUCUCUGCAAUGGUAGGGGCCUGGGAGGCAGUGUCAGGCCCCCUGCAUAAAGCCUUGGAAUUGGCCCUCACACUUCUCACCUUCCUAUACAGCUGCCUGGUGGGCACCUCUGUACUGCUUUGGACACCCUGCCAGCUAGCUCUUGAGUUUCUGGGCUCCCUUGGUCAUGUCUUUAUCACAGUGUUCAUGCUCAACAUCUAUGGCUUGCUCCUAACAGCGGUCAUUGUUGCUUUGACCUUGCUAUAUCUCAACCCUGAGCUGCCUCGUUGUGUGGCCCAGCAAUGUCUUCACUUUGUCAACGUAAUCCCAGGAAUGCAAAAUCUACAGAGGACCAUCUAUAGACUUUACCUGCUGGCCAUGGAGCGAGCUCAAGCUCUUCAGGACAAUGCUGCUGGACCACAGGCUAUGGGGCAGGUGGCCCAAGCAAGACAGCCAAGGGGCAGAACAGUACAGCCUUCUGUGGACCAAGGUGGAGUGGGGCACCCAGUUCUGGAUCCAAGGGCCCCAGGUAUUCCUACUGACCAUACAGGUACCCUUCUUCCCCCAGAGCAGACUGGAAGAGAACAAGUGGAGUUAUACUCAACACUUGAACACCUCGACACUAGGUGGGAUGACAUCAACCUUAACCCAGACCAAUACCACCACCAGUCUACAACAAGGACUACAGUGAAGCAGCAGCCUGCCUCUGGCCAAGGCAGCCAGGCCCUUCCAGUUGACACUGGCCUCCUCAGCCUAUUGAAGGAGCAUGAGGAGAGGAAGAAGUGCGUAAUCUGUCAGGACAGGGUCAAGAACGUGUUGCUGCUGCCCUGCCGCCACCUGUGCCUGUGUCGCCACUGCUCGGCCAUCUUGCUACAGCAGCUCCCCCAGCAGCACAACUGUCCCCUCUGCCGACAGGCCAUCACACAAACCAUGGACGUCUUCCUCUGA